AGAACUCAAUCACAAUGGCCGCCAUUGACAUGUCUCUCGCUGCCUCCCAGCUCACCAAGCGAGCCAACUUCGCGUCCCGGGAACCCGGUGUCAUCGUUGUCUUCGCCAUCGUCGGUGCCGUCGCCAUCCUGGUUAUCGGCCUGCUGAUCUCCAAGAGGAUGGCUGCCCGCAAGGCUGGCGUCGUUUAAAGAUACCCCGUUGGAGAUGGUGGAGGAGCGAGAUUGGAUGAGGAGAGUUGGGGCUGCAGGUCUCAUCGUUACCGGUGCUGCAAUCGCUGAGAUCUGCCAAUGAGCUGGUUGUGGGGACAAUUUUCGCUGGACAAGACGAUCUUCAGCACAUAUUGCGCUGCCCCACGAGGUGUAUAUUGCUUUUGUAUACCACGUUUACCCAUCGAGGAAUGAGCUC
Paraphaeosphaeria sporulosa is the source of this 405-nucleotide messenger RNA. RefSeq lists its product as uncharacterized. The record is from RefSeq and is a predicted model, not a curated record. The transcript has 2 exons. Lineage: Eukaryota; Fungi; Ascomycota; Dothideomycetes; Pleosporales; Didymosphaeriaceae. Bases 15 to 188 code for a protein of 57 amino acids.